AUGGAAUCCUCUACCACCAACACGACCACGCCACCGGCGGCAGCCGCCAGCAAGCGGAGGCGGAACGCGGCGCUGCCCCUAGGGGAUCUGACCAACCUCCUCCCGAGCACCCCCGUCCCGAGAAACCCUAGCGCCAAGCGGCCCCUCCGGCCGCCGCGCUCCGACGCCUCCGCGUGCAUCUCCUCCGCGUCGGCCACGCCCGUCUCCAAGGCCUCUUCCGCCGCCGCUGUUGAGGAGCCGGGUUUGGUGAAAUCGCCCAUCUCGACGAUUUACACGAGUCGAGGGACCCGGGGGAGGAGAAAUCCCACCAGUGUCAAGGCGCCUUUUCCUACUGGAGCAGCAGCAAGUUGCCCCCCUCUUGGGAAAGCUACAAGGGCCGGCAGUCACUCAACUAAGAAAGCCCCAGCAGCUCAGGAUCCUUGUCCUAUUUCAUCCUCAGCUCCUUGUCAUCAAGCUAAAAAGAAGAAGAGGCAGUUGGGGGUGGAGAACUCAUCUUCUGGCAGACCCAAGUUACCAGAUGAUUUCGUCGAGAAGCAGAGAGCAUACUUCCAGGAGAUCGACGCCUUUGAACUGCCGGAGGAAGAGGCCUCAGAAACUGACUGA
This is a messenger RNA of Triticum turgidum subsp. durum (durum wheat), 603 nucleotides long. Lineage: Eukaryota; Viridiplantae; Streptophyta; Magnoliopsida; Poales; Poaceae. The record is from the annotation of a GenBank genome assembly.